AUGAAUGAAACAGUAGAUAAUGAUGCUUGGAUGUGGAUCCGUGAUGUGAUGAGAUCAUGGCUCGAAGACCCUGGUGUGGACGAGUACCAGGGUCUCAAUAUGAGCGCUCUGAAGAUGGACCAAGCGUACGUUGUCGGUGUAACUGAUAGGGACGUUGGAGUUUACGCGGUAUCAGAUGACUGUUUCAGAUGCCCAUUCGAGUUGCAAAAGAAUCUGUCCCCGGAGUCAGCGAGCUGGUGGGUUGUGAACACUGCGCGUCGGACGACCUGGCGAGUGUACGCAGACGCCACGGAGAACUACACAAGUGUUAGGAACACUUCAGGCUUGCUGUGUCAAUUAAGACCAAACUUAGGAGAGUUUGGGGUAUACACUUUAAAUGCGACCGGCGAUGGGUGUAACAUACGCACUGACAAAGAGCCUGUCGAUAUAUAUAUGCCUCUACUCCUUCUACUAGGAGUAUUAUUAGCGGCAUGGGUUCUUUACGGUGUAUUAAGGCUCAUAAUAUCAAGAGUCAGGAGAUCAGCUAAGCUUCGGUAUGGAGAUAAGGAAUUAGCCAUUCAACAGAGAUUACGUGCUCUUGAUACUUUUAGAGGGAUGGCUAUAGUGUUUAUGAUAUUCGUAAACGAUGGAGCCGGCGGGUAUUGGUGGCUGGAGCACGCGACAUGGAAUGGCCUGGCUGCUGGUGAUCUCGUCUUCCCCGCUUUUCUCUGGAUCAUGGGCGUCUGCAUACCGCUCUCAGUGAAAAGCGCCAUUGCCAAGGGAGUGCCGAGAUGGAAAAUCGUUUUUCAUAUCAUUAGGCGCUCAAUAAUUAUGUUCCUGCUCGGUAUAUCUUUGAGUACGAUCUACGGGUCCAAUAUGUUGGGUGAGUUGCGGAUAUUCGGCGUGCUCCAGAGGCUAGCUGUAGCUUAUCUCAUCUCAGCGGGCUUUUAUGCCAUCACCGCUCCUAAAUACUACACACCGCCUAGGGGAGCUUGCGGACAGGCUCUGAAAGACGUGUUAUCCUGUGUCUGGUGCUGGGUGCUGGCGGGAGUGCUGGUAGCUGUGCACAGCGCUAUCACAUUCAUCAUACAUGAUCCUAAUUGCCCGGCUGGAUAUCUCGGGCCAGGUGGUAAGCAUGACGAGUGGAUUGCACCGAAUUGCAGUGGUGGAGCAGCAGGGUACAUUGAUCGGUUGCUCCUGGGAGAGUCACAUAUGUUCCAGCACAGUGACGCUAGGAACGAAUAUGAAGGACCAGUCACAGAUCCGGAGGGCUUAUUGGGCAGUCUGACGUCAGCCGUCCAAGCGCUACUCGGCGUGCAGGCGGGCGCCACCGUGCUGCUGCAGCGCUCCCACAAGGCGCGCGUGUCGCGCUGGCUCGCCUGGGCGCUCGUGUUCGCGCUCGCGGGCGCUCUGCUCGCGGGCUUCUCGCGGGAGCACGGCGUGAUUCCCAUCAAUAAGAACCUUUGGUCUAUGUCAUUCGUUUUGGUAACAUCAGCGGCGUCGCUGGCGAUAUUAAGUAUCUGCUACACGUUCACGGAUGCCUGGCGUGUUUGGGACGGAGGGCCGUUCCGAGCCCCCGGACUCAACGCCAUCGCCCUAUACAUAGGACACUCCGUAUGCGCUCACCUCUUCCCGUUCCACUGGAGAGUACCAUUCAUGAGGACGCAUGCCGUACGACUCAUCGAAGCUGUAUGGGGAACAGCCUUGUGGGUAAUCAUUGCCCAUAUUAUGGCAAAGAAAAAAGUAUUUAUUACGCUCUGAGCAAAAUGUUGCCAGUUUAAAAAUGGAAUUAUCAUUUAAUAAUUUUCGAAAGUUAUACUUUUUUUUUAUCUGUUCGCGGUGCUAUGUUCGUGCCUGUUGUCGUUUAUAUUUAUAGCUGUAUAAAAUAUUCCUUAUACGACGUAUCUGUAGAUACUUGAUAUUUUAUAUC
Messenger RNA from Melitaea cinxia (Glanville fritillary), 1909 nucleotides. It is a transcript of the gene Hgsnat, whose product is annotated as heparan-alpha-glucosaminide N-acetyltransferase. Bases 1 to 1740 code for a protein of 579 amino acids. NCBI's taxonomy places the organism in Eukaryota, Metazoa, Arthropoda, Insecta, Lepidoptera, Nymphalidae. The transcript has 10 exons. The record is from RefSeq and is a predicted model, not a curated record.